AUGGCUAAAGCAGAGUCUUGUACAAGAAAUAGUGUGGAAUGCCUAAAUGUUGACUUCAUGCGGUCACUAGUAAAACAAUACUCAGAACUGGGACAGUGGAGCAGUGCAUUCUUUUGGGCAGACGCUGCAGCCGCAUCCAGUGGUUCAGAAGUGCCCAGUGGAGACGACAUUUGGUUACUUGCAAGCACAAUGCUCGCUAAGGGUGAGCUACACAGGGCAGCUCAUGCAGUGACCUCCAGAGGACUUCAUACGAAUCAUUUGCUGUGUCUAGGCGUAGCUAUGCGAGCCUACAUAACAGCAAAGGAACCAGAAACAGCUCUUACGCUGAUGGAUGAAUGCUAUCCUCCACUCCUUGAGCCUAAAAACAUGGACCAAACACACAAUCGUGCCCUAGCGGGUGUACAAGUGUGGCAAUCAAAAGCCCUUGCUCUACAAGGAAGACGUGAGGCAGCUAUAGAGGCACUCACGUCUGCGUUAAGGGCAGAUGUCGCCUGCUACGAAGCUUUGGAUCUGCUGCUAGAACAACACGCACUCACCCCUAGUCAAGAAAGUGAUCUAAUAGAAUCUCUGCCCAUCAAUAACCAGUUAAAUGCGGCUGAAGCGGCCCUUUUGCGGGUCGCGUAUAGGGAGAGGCUUUUACGCUACGCACCGUUACGCACAUUGUCGACUGAUAACGAGAAUACUUCGCGAACUGCGGUAGACAUAGCUCGUUCGUGCAGCAUAACAGGCGCAGAAGCGAAAGGACGAAGGUUGGCAGCCGCCGGUGAAUGGACAGCCGCCCUGAAAGCCCUCGACGAAGCGGGGCCGUGGUCCUGUCCGGAUGUGAGAACAGCGUGUCUCGUGGAACUGAAGAAGUCACCAGAUUUGUUCACGUUUGCGCACUGCCUCAUCGAUGCCUACCCUCAAAAUUGGACUUCGUGGUAUGCCGUUGGGUGCUAUUACUAUCUUAUCGGCAACUUCGAGUUCACUCGUCGAUAUCUAAGCAAAGCAUGUUCGAUACCCGAGAGUGGGGGUUGUGUGUGGCUCGCGUACGGACACAGUUUUGCAGCUAACGGCGAGCACAACGAAGCUAUGGCUGCUUACAUUAAGGCACAUCAGCUGAUGCCGGGAAGCUACCUCCCGCUCCUGUACGCGGGCGUCGAAUGUUCGCUUCUAAACAACAUCAACAUGUGCGAAGGAUUUAUGACAAAGGCGGCCAUCUUGCAUAGUAACGCCGAAUCAGCAGAGAACGUAGACGACUCGGAUAUAGAGAAUUUGGGGCGUUGGGAGCGGGUGACCAAGGCAGUGGGCUCAGCGCAUAUAGCGCACGAAGCGGGAGCGGCGGCGUAUGCGGCGGGGGACUACGAGGCGGCGAGGACAUUGUGGCUUAGGGCUUUGCACUCUGCCGGACAUAUGAAGGAGCAAAACCCGAUGUGGGCAGCCACAUUAGACGGAUUGGGCCACGUCUCCAGAGUCCUAGGGCGGCCUACAGAAGCGCUCCGGUGGCACGAGAGGGCGUUAGCUUUGAGGCCAGCCAGGUCCGCCUCGCUCGCCGCUAAAGGUCUCUGCUUAGCGCUCUUGGGGAGAGAGACUGAAGCAGCGGACGCUUUGCACUCCGCGCUCGCCCGGGAUCCGGAUAACGUAGUGGCUAUUGCGUUGCUGGAUGCAAUCAUUGAUAGGCUGGACGCAGCUUUGACGGAGGAAGAGCUACCCCAGUUCCCGUUCCCCGAAGUGAACAUAUCGCUCCCCGCUCCGGCGACCCCCGUAGACAACCCCGCAACUCCACACCAAAAAGCCCACGACGAUACCAACAUGUCGGAUAUGAGCAUGAGUUUUGAUUGA
This is a messenger RNA of Leptosia nina, 1821 nucleotides long. The record is from the annotation of a GenBank genome assembly. Lineage: Eukaryota; Metazoa; Arthropoda; Insecta; Lepidoptera; Pieridae.